ACUUAUUUACAAAAAAAAAUUGACAGCUAGAAUUUGUUGCAAUUCUUGUUUUCUUGUAAAAACAAAUGAAAAAGUAAUUAAAAAAAUUUUUAAAAAUCUACUGUAAAAUGCUACAAGUGGCUCAUCCUUCUAGUAAUGCCUUUCACAACAUCAAAUGCGGUGAAAUCUUUUGUAUUCCACCAGCAGUUUACAAUGUUACUUGCUGUCUGUGUAACAUCAACAUCCAUUACGACCAGUUUCCUAGUCACUUUCAGAUGCAACAUCUUAUGCUGGCGGAGGAGAGUAUAAAUUUAGAAGAAUUGGAACUCAAAAGGCGUGUUAAAUUGGCUAAAGAUGCCUCUUUAUUAGAUAAUAUGACCAUCAAAGAAGAGGAUCCCCAAGAUGAUCCUUUAAAACAAGAAGAUCUAGUAAAACGAGAGGAAGAGGAGUCUUUUAGCAAACAUGAAAAUAAAAAGGAAGAAUUUCCAAAAGUGACGGAAGCUGGUGAUAUAGAUAUUGCUGAUAAAAUAAAGGUUGAGAAAGUUGUAGAGCUAAAACGAAAUACUAGAAAUUCAAGGAAGAAAAAUAAGAAAUCAAAAACUGUAAAAGUAGAGGAAAAGCCUGGGGUGGAACAAUUAAAUAAAUUAAACUUAAACGUUGAAAAGGAAACUAAUAACGAAAUGACAACACAAUUAAUUGAAGAAGUGAAGGAGUUGAAAGAAGUGAGUGAUGGUGAUGAUGUAGCUGUCAAAUUAAAGGAACACAUUAAGGUGGUGCGAAAACGAAGUACUAGAGGUACUAGGAAGAGUAAUAAUAAAAAAUUGAAUGCUGUAAAGAUAGAUAAAAAACAGGAGAUAGAAAAUUUAAAUGAUUUAAGUAAAGGUUUAGGAAAAGAAACCCAUAAUGAAGUAACGCAAUUAAAACAAGAACAAAGGGAUUUGAACGAAGAAUAUGAUAGUGAUGAUAUUGAUAUGGAUCGAGACUGGUCAUUUGAUGAUAAAAUGUGUGAUAUAGAUUCUGAUCUCGAUGAUCAAAAUAACAAAAGAGAUAAACGUACCUUUUCCUGCCACACUUGUAAUCGUUCAUAUACUUCCAAGAAUGGAUUAAAUAAGCACAACUACACUGUUCACAAUAUGCCCAAACCACCCAAAGUCGAAUACAAAUGUGAUGAGUGUAAUGAAGUUUUUUAUUCCGAACGUCUUUUGCGCGGCCAUAAAUAUAAACAUACUGGCAUAUUUUGCGAUAUUUGUGGUAAAACUUUUACACAAUCGAGUAAUAUGUUAAAUCACAAGAUCCGUCAUACCGGCGUAAAGGCCCACAAGUGCAAAGAAUGUGAUAAGGAAUUCUUUACUAACAGAGAACUCAAAUCCCAUAUGAUCUGUCAUACGGGCCUGCCAGUAAUAUGCGAAAUAUGCGGCAAAAGAUGUAGACAUCGUGGUAUACUAAAGGCUCACAUGCGAAGACAUACGGGUGAAAGGCCCUUCAAAUGUGAUGUUUGUGGUAAGUGUUUCUUUUCGUUACAUGACCUUAACGUACACGCUGUUGCGCACACCACUGACCGGCCAUUUAAGUGUGAUAUCUGUGGUUCAACAUUUCAACGACGUAAAGCUUUGCGUAUUCACAAACUUAUACAUUCGAAAGAUCGUAAGCAUGUGUGUAAAAUAUGUGGCAAAGGUUUUGCUCAAUCCGGUGGUCUCAACUCGCAUAUGCGUUCACAUGAUUUAGAGAAACUUGGCAAUGAAGUGGCACCACUGGCUCUAUUGCCGAUACAAAUGCAGGCAAUGGAAAAUACUCAAGCGGAGGGUACAAUAACGAGUUUAAAUGUUGAUGUUAGUAUGACAGCAGAGGGUAUUAUGUUGGGCCAAUAUAUGGUUUAUAAGUAAAUGUGAAUUGUGGUCGUUGUAUUUUUACUCGUGUUUUCUUUUAUUUCUUAAUAUGAAUGUACAAAUUAUAUGUAAGAUAAUGUGUGUAAAUAAAAUUGCAAUAUAAUUAAGAAA
Messenger RNA from Lucilia sericata (common green bottle fly), 1976 nucleotides. Its product is annotated as zinc finger protein 37-like. The record is from RefSeq and is a predicted model, not a curated record. Bases 108 to 1862 code for a protein of 584 amino acids. Gene Ontology annotation, cellular component: nucleus. The transcript has 2 exons. NCBI's taxonomy places the organism in Eukaryota, Metazoa, Arthropoda, Insecta, Diptera, Calliphoridae. Gene Ontology annotation, molecular function: RNA polymerase II transcription regulatory region sequence-specific DNA binding; DNA-binding transcription factor activity, RNA polymerase II-specific. Gene Ontology annotation, biological process: regulation of transcription by RNA polymerase II.